AAAACAAUUUUGUUUACAGUUAUAAAUAUUUUUUCUGAAGUGUAUAAACAAAUGGCUUGCGAAAUAUUUAAUGCCUUCGAAGGUUGCAUUGAGGAGUUGGCGAAUCAACGACCGUCACUACACGACCUGGACACAGAGUUACUUCCGGUUAAUGCACCAAAAUCUAAAUCGCUGAUUGAAAUUUCUGGCGUAGCCGAGGCGGGGAAAAGUAAGCUGUUGUGGCGUUUAAUGGCGCAUUGUCUAGCGCCAACUUACUUUGGCGGACGUAAUUGUGAUUUAAUAUUUAUCGAUAUGCGUCAUAAAUUCGAUCUUGAACAUUUCAAAAAACAAAUUUUCCAUUUGGUUGCCUCAUCCGGCGAACCGUGCACCGAUGGUGAAUUAAAUAUGAUGCUGGAAAAAUGCUUAGAUUCGAUACAUUUGUUAAACUGCUACACCCCGAAACAUUUCGAUGCGGCAUUGGAAAUAGCUGAUGGUUUGCUGCUAAAACAUUCUGAUUGCGCAAUGAUAGCAAUUGAUGGUUUGGACGCAUUCUAUUGGCUGGACACGUAUGAACAUCGAAUACGUAUGCAGACCCACUACGCUCGUAAUGUGGAACGUGUCCGUCAAUUAUGCGAACGCCAUGGCAUAUGUUGUGCCUACACUGUUGAUGCCAAUUACUUGGGAGCAAAAAAAACCUUUGGUCCACCACCAUUUGCAUCAAGUGUCAAUGUUGAAUACAGACUACAGUUACAGCUGGGUAAGAAUGGUGAGCGUACACUUAAUGGAAAGCCGGCAGAAAUUAUAGAGGAUGUGUUGCAUAUUGUGAAACAGCAGUAGCAAGUCAUUUCAGAGUAAAUGAAUGAUUGAUUAAGACGAAAAAAUUCUACUGAUCUUAAAGCUAACGUUUACUCGAUUUUGGCGCCUGAACAUGGUCUUGUUGUAUGCGAACUUGACACUCCAAGCCACGAAAUCAAUGACGAUCUCCUUUAACAGUUUUACAAAGGAGUACCGCCUAAACCUAAAUUUCUGGACUGGACUGGGGCAAGGUGUCAGAAAACCGUCAUAAAAACAGCGUCGAAAACUUACUAAUAUCGCCCGUACACCGUCCAGGAGCAUAAGGUAUACUUUGCAAAUGAUAUCUGCUGCGAUGCUAUCUUGGCGAUUAUCUCAUCACACGUUGAAUUGAAGCAGAACCGCUCGUUAGGUACAUUAUAAUGGAUGUACUUGAUUAUACGGACUCUAUACAGUCUUAACUCUUUUCUGUAAAUGGCAACAAGGAAAUCCAAGCAGCGGACUGAGCACAAACUGUCUCUGGAGACCCAAGUAAUCUACUCAUUCAAAAAUCAAGUCUUCCUUUUUGUAAUUAUUUUUUUUAGUUUUUAAUUUAUUUGGUAUAUGUUAUUAUAAAAUAAAACAGUCUUAUUUAAAAAACUAAUUUAUCAAUGACAAUAUUCAGAAGUGGAAUAAUAUAUGGAAACUAGACCUACAUUUUCUGACUAGAACUGGCACUGAUCCAUUCUCAUUUUUCUCAAUAUAUUAAUUUUACUUGUAUCUA
Molecule: messenger RNA, 1534 nt
Organism: Ceratitis capitata (Mediterranean fruit fly)
Lineage: Eukaryota; Metazoa; Arthropoda; Insecta; Diptera; Tephritidae
Gene: Xrcc2
Exons: 2
Coding region: 52-816 (254 amino acids)
Biological process (GO): DNA strand invasion; double-strand break repair via homologous recombination
Cellular component (GO): Rad51B-Rad51C-Rad51D-XRCC2 complex; replication fork; centrosome
Molecular function (GO): four-way junction DNA binding
Source: RefSeq, a predicted model, not a curated record